AAAAGUGUAGAUUAAAUGGGAAAAAGGGUUCAACAACAGCAAACUGGCAGAUCAAUGAUCUUGGCAGCAGUGGCUGGCGUGGUACUGGCUGCACCGCUGCUGGGAAUGAUGGGGCUCAGCUUCUUGGCAGCAUCUACACUGCUAUUUAUAAGCUUACCUCUGCUGAUACUUUUCAGCCCUCUGCUACUCUUUGUUGGGUUGGUUUUCAUGGUUGCCUUGGUCGGUUUUGCCAUCGCCGCUACCGCAGCUUUGGCCGGUGUCUCGACUCUAGCCUGGAUGUAUAGAGAAAUCAGAGGUAAUUUAGGAUUUGAUUCCAGGGGGAGUGAAUUGGUUCCUGUGAAGUAUUUGCAGCAAAACUGGCAAGAGAUAUGAACCAUCUGAAACACUGUUCAAUUAAUGAAAACAAAGAUCAUGGUCUGAUGUGUUUGUUUUGAGGUUCUUUGUCUGUUUGAAAAUGGAAAAAAGUCGGUAUUAUGUUGUAACGUAAACAAACCUUGUAAUUUCCUU
Messenger RNA from Hibiscus syriacus, 507 nucleotides. Its product is annotated as oleosin S1-2-like. Bases 16 to 372 code for a protein of 118 amino acids. Gene Ontology annotation, cellular component: membrane; monolayer-surrounded lipid storage body. Gene Ontology annotation, biological process: lipid storage. The transcript has a single exon. The record is from RefSeq and is a predicted model, not a curated record. NCBI's taxonomy places the organism in Eukaryota, Viridiplantae, Streptophyta, Magnoliopsida, Malvales, Malvaceae.